UGAUUUCCUUCUUUUGGGAACUUGGAAUCUUCCACCACGCCCCACGGGACCUGGCUUUUGUUGUUUACGUUAAAAUUGUGUCUGGAUUUACCACGUCCCGAGUGUUCUUUUAGCCCCUCUUGUGCUCGGAGCUUAGAUUCUAGUGCGUUGUAAUGAAGCUCAUUGGGUUAGUCUGCUGAGUGGCGUACGCAGGAUUCGUCAAGGGGUUUAUUCGUCAAGAGACAAAGCUUUAGAAAGAGUGAUUUCGGAAACUGAGGGGUGCUUUAAACUUUUCCGAGGUUUGUUGUUAAACACUUGAUCUGGAGCUAUCUGGAUUCAGAGAAGAAGGUCACUUUUGCCUGGAUUGGAGGGGGAGUUGGAGGCGCUUUGUCAGUCAUCUGGAGAGGGCCAAAUGUGAACUGUGUUGACAGCACUGGCUAUACACCUCUACACCAUGCUGCUUUGAAUGGCCAUAAGGAUGUGGUUGAGGUUCUUUUGAGGAACGAUGCGCUGACCAACGUGGCUGAUUCUAAAGGCUGUUACCCUCUGCACUUGGCAGCCUGGAAAGGAGAUGCCCAGAUAGUGCGGUUGCUCAUCCAUCAAGGGCCCUCACACACCAGAGUCAACGAACAGAACAACGACAACGAGACGGCCCUGCAUUGUGCGGCACAGUACGGCCACACAGAGGUGGUGAAGGUCCUUUUAGAGGAGCUGACGGACCCCACCAUGCGCAACAACAAGUUUGAGACCCCUCUGGACCUGGCCGCGCUGUACGGGAGACUAGAGGUGGUGAAGAUGCUCCUCAAUGCACACCCCAACCUCUUGAGCUGCAACACUAAAAAGCACACCCCUCUGCACCUGGCAGCAAGGAAUGGCCACAAAGCUGUGGUCCAGGUCCUCCUUGACGCCGGCAUGGAUAGCAACUACCAGACGGAGAAGGGCAGUGCUUUGCAUGAGGCUGCUCUGUUUGGCAAGACUGAUGUGGUGCAAAUCCUGCUGGCUGCAGGAAUCGAUGUCAACAUCAAAGAUAACCGUGGCCUGACUGCCCUAGACACUGUCCGGGAACUGCCUUCUCAAAAGAGCCAGCAGAUAGCAGCACUUAUUGAAGAUCACAUGACUGGAAAAAGAAGUGCAAAAGAGGUUGAUAAAACCCUCAGGUCCCAGGGACCUCUCAUCUCCAAUAUGGACUCCAUAUCCCAGAAGUCUCAGGGUGAUGUGGAGAAAGCAGUGACUGAACUGAUCAUUGAUUUUGACACAAAUGCUGAAGAGGAGGGUCCCUACGAGGCGCUAUAUAAUGCCGUCUCCUGCCAUUCGUUGGACAGCAUGGCCAGUGGGCGAUCGUCUGACCGAGACUCUGUGAACAAGGAGACUGAGGCAGCAGGAGUGAAGGCUGCUGGAGUGAGGCCUAGGGAACGUCCACCACCUCCUGCAAAGCCACCACCCGAUGAAGAGGAGGAAGAGCGCAUAGAUAAGAAGUAUUUUCCCUUGACAGCUUCUGAGGUCUUGGCCAUGAGGCCCUGGAUUCAGGGAAGUGCAGCCAGGGAGGAGGACGAGCAUCCUUAUGAGCUGUUGUUAACAGCAGAAACAAAGAAGCUGGGAUCCAUGGAUGGGGACGGAAAACCAAAAGACCACAGGCGGAGCAGCAGCAGCCGGAGCCAGGACUCUGCGGAGGGGCAGGACGGGCAGGUCCCAGAGCAGUUCUCAGGUCUCCUCCACGGCUCCUCCCCGGUGUGUGAGGUGGGGCAGGACCCUUUCCAGCUGCUCUCUGCCACUGGCCAGAGCCAUCCAGAAGGGUCCCCCGCACAGGGCGCCUGUCACGAGGCCAGCAUGCAGCUGGAGGAGACGGGUGUACACGCUCCUGGAGCCUCCCCACCCAGUGUCCUGGACCAGGGUAAGAGAGUGGGUUACCCGGCCGGCCUGCCCACCACCACCAGCCAAUCGCACCCCGAAACUUUGACUCACACAGCAUCGCAACACCCUGGUGGUGCCGAGGAAGAAAAAGACCGGAGUGGGACUAGGAGCCGAGCCCCUCCCACCAGCAAACCCAAAGCUGAACUCAAACUCAGCCGCAGCUUGUCCAAGUCUGACUCUGAUCUCCUGACCUGCUCACCCACGGAGGACACUACAAUGGGGAGCCGGAGCGAGUCCUUGUCUAACUGCAGCAUCGGGAAGAAGAGGCUGGAGAAAUCGCCCUCCUUUGCCUCUGAGUGGGAUGAGAUUGAGAAAAUCAUGAGCUCUAUUGGAGAAGGAAUUGACUUUUCUCAGGAACAGAAGAAGAUCUCAGGUUCGCGGACGCUGGAGCAGAGCGUUGGGGAGUGGCUGGAGGCGGUGGGGCUGCAGCAGUAUGAGAGCAAGUUGCUUCUGAAUGGCUUUGACGAUGUCCGCUUCCUGGGGUCUAACGUGAUGGAGGAGCAAGACCUGCGGGAUAUUGGCAUCACUGACCCCCAGCACCGGCGAAAGCUUCUCCAGGCAGCAAAGUCCCUGCCCAAGGUGAAAGCUCUGGGCUAUGAUGGCAACAGCCCCCCAUCAGUGCCCUCCUGGCUGGACUCCCUGGGGCUGCAGGACUAUGUGCACUCCUUCCUGUCGAGUGGCUACAGCUCUAUUGAUACUGUGAAGAACCUCUGGGAACUGGAGCUUGUCAACGUCCUGAAGGUGCACCUCCUUGGCCAUCGCAAGCGCAUCAUCGCCUCGCUCGCAGACAGGCCCUAUGAGGAACCACCCCAGAAGCCCCCACGGUUUUCCCAGCUGAGGUGCCAAGAUUUGCUCUCCCAGACAUCGUCCCCACUGAGCCAAAAUGACUCCUGCACUGGCCGUUCUGCUGACCUGCUGCUGCCUCCUGGGGACACAGGCAAGAGGAGGCAUGACAGUCUUCAUGACCCUGCAGCACCUUCCCGAGCAGAGCGCUUCAGAGUCCAGGAAGAGCAGCGCGAAGCCAAACUGACCCUUCGGCCCCCCAGCCUGGCUGCGCCUUACGCCCCAGUGCAGAGUUGGCAACACCAGCCAGAGAAACUCAUCUUCGAGUCCUGCGGUUACGAAGCCAAUUAUCUGGGCUCCAUGCUGAUCAAAGAUCUCCGAGGGACAGAAUCCACACAGGAUGCCUGUGCCAAGAUGCGGAAAUCCACCGAGCACAUGAAGAAGAUCCCCACUAUCAUCCUGUCCAUCACAUACAAAGGUGUCAAGUUCAUCGAUGCCUCCAACAAGAAUGUUAUUGCGGAGCACGAGAUCCGGAACAUUUCCUGUGCGGCCCAGGACCCAGAGGACCUCUGUACCUUUGCCUACAUCACCAAGGACCUGCAGACCAGCCACCACUAUUGCCAUGUUUUCAGCACAGUGGACGUGAACCUGACCUACGAGAUCAUCCUGACGCUGGGGCAGGCGUUUGAGGUGGCCUACCAGCUGGCCCUGCAGGCCCAAAAGUCCCGGCCGCUAGGGGCCUCCGCUGCCGAGACGAUUGAAACAAAAUCUUCCAAGCCGGUGCCUAAGCCUCGGGUUGGCACGAGGAAGUCAGCAGUGCCGCUGCCCCCCGAUAGUCGCUGUUGUCACUGUCACACCUGCACCACCCAUCGUCCUUCCUACCUACCGCUGCCGUCUGUUAGUCCCGGAGUCAAGCUGGAACCGCCCGACCUGGACCCGGACACCCAGUCCCAUGCCAGCGUCUCCUGGGUUGUGGACCCUAAGCCAGACUCUAAGCGGAGCCUCAGCACCAACUGAGCCACUGAGGAGCCAACCGUGCUGCGGAGACACAGACGUGGGGAGCACAGGCUCCCGCCGCUGCCACCGCCGCCACCACUACUGUGUCACCUGCAGCUUUGAAGACCCAGGCCCAGCCUCUACCUGUCGCAGCCCCUUGGGGCUGCUUGGCCUGGACCUGCCACCACCAGGUCUUACAGAGCAAGCCGCACUCCAGGCCUCGAGCAGACGAGACUGAACUCCAGAGAGUCAAGAAGUGACUUGUCCAGAAGACAUUUUUUAAUAGAAAACAACUUUUCUAUAAAAUGAAUUUUUAAGACUUGGCUCAAACCUCCAGGUUAAACUGCCAACCUUUAGACAGGCGGCCAUCGGAUCAGAGGGCAGGGGACCCAAGCAUGGCUAUAAGGCCAGUCUGAGAAGCCUUCUGUCCUAGGACAGGAUGUUGGCGUGUUCCAGGAAGGCGCCGGCCUCUGGGUGCACUGAAAGCAGGCACGAGUGGGCAAAAUCGAGCGGGUUUGUUCGAGUCUACCUUUCAAACCCAACCACGUCUGUCGCUGUUCCUUACGAGCUGCGCAACUUCCCGUGCCCGUCCGGAGCUGGAUACCGCCUCUGCGGUAAGAACACAGCCGCAGAGACACGUGGCAAAGCAAAGGCUCCCGGCCCAUUUCAGGGGUUCCAAAUGUGCAGGCCCCGAGGCCAGAGCUGAGGGAGCAGUUCCUGGUGCCACAAAGUCUGAGCCGGCACCAGAGCCCUGGGCCACCCCUGGGUGCCUGCCCUGCUGGCGGCCAGGCACUUGCCCAUGCUGCCCGGCAGCCUCGGGUCGCCCGAGUUCAGUCAGAAAGUAGAAAAGCAGCUUUGUUUCGGGCAUUAACAGGUAGGUCGCUAAGACUGCUACCUGCCAAUCUGUGAUUUGUCUGAUCAGGUCUGUGUGAUUAGGACUCACUUUGAUUCUCUGAAUUAUUGGUUUGACUGUUGUAUUUCAGCUGCUGGAUUCAUCCCUGGCUCCAAGUGUAGAGAAGGCUAAAUAAGGUGACAGUUGAUUCGAGUCUCCCCCAGUGUGGCCUUCGGGGUGGGCUGGGGUCCUGGUGCACCACUGCCACCACCCUUCUGCUGCCUUGCUUGGUUUUUUAACUGGGAAUCUUGCUCUGUACUCCUGAAGUUGGUAGAGGCAACCGGGGUCAUUCCCGUGAGGCCAAGGGGCAGAGGCGGCUCAGCUGCUUGUCUGGUACCUUCCAGAGUAGGGAACAGAGGGGAGCCCUUCCUCCUGUGGGUAAUUGAGCAGUCCUCUUGCUUUACUGGCAUGGGGCACGCUGCUCCCUGGGCCCACAUCCUCAGCUUCGUGGGACUUCUUUCCCAGCAAAGGCUGUGAAUUGACCUUCCCUGUGGGUUCUGUGCAGGGAGAGUGCUCUUAGGCGCACUCACAACCCCUGCGAUUGGCCAGACAUGGAAAGCCUGGCCCCCGCCAACUUGAGGCUGGACCCCAGGGGUGGCACCCCCCUCUCUGGGCAAGGGUAGGGGACCCUCCACUCUCCGGUACUAAACAAGGACCUCAAUGCCUGCGCAUCACUUCGCUUCCUGCUUCUCUCAAGGCCCGUGAGCCUGCCAUCAGCUGCCACCAUGCGGUGCUGGCACAGUUCCCUCCCCCCUGCAAGAGGCCUGGCCCCGGCUACAUGCACCUCUCUGGAGGCGGCAGGUCCAAACAGCAAACUGUAGACACUACGAUGAGCUGCUCGAGCUGUCUUUUUGUUUUUAAAUCAUAUGUAGGUGUUUCCUCCCCUUGAAGCUGCUAUAUAUUUAUUCAGGGUGUUUUUGUAUUGGAAAGCCUUGGCUAGUGGCUCUGGCUCUGGGUUUGCUUUUGAGAUUGGUUUAUUUCUGAAUAGUCAAGCAGGGUAGGAACUGGAUCUUUCUUUCCUCUUUACUUCUCCUCUGGGGCAGGUACUCCCUAUUCCCUAGACAGCAGUGGUGUGACUCCAAGGACAGGCUUCAGGUAGAAAAGCCUCGGCUUCUGCACCUGUCGGAGUUCCGAGCGGGCUCCGAGCUGUGCAAGGCCCCUUCUAGGCGGACUUCAGGGGACCCAGUGUCUUCACCAGCCACAGGUUCUCCGCUUGCCCCUCUCCUGCUUUCGUAGGACCCUUCCCGCUGCUCCACAUUCACAGUGCCCCACAUCCCCCUGGUCUCUAGCACCACGUUCUAGCAGGAGUUCCCCGAGAAGCCUCGGGCUGCAUAGGCAGCAAACACGGCUGCAAUCGGUCCCACACGAGAGAGUUAGCCUGAUCCGGGCCCACUCCUGAGAUGCCUGGGCCUGCGGGAGGCUGGUCAGGUGCGGUUCACAACAGUGUUGUUGCUUGCUAAUGGGGUGGCAAUGGGACUGAAUUGUAAUAAAACUGUUAUUUAAUCUUUGUCUCUGUAUUUUGAUACUUGAAUGAAUUCCCCUUUUAUUUUACUGUACAUAUAAUUGUUAGUCUGAUUUUGUCCGAUUUACGAACAUCUUGUGGUACCAAACAUACCCACUCUGUGCAACGACAUAGACUGACCUCACUACACAGGAGAGAGUGUAAAUAUUCCUGGGCUUCCGGCUUUGGUUUUGUUAUUUUCAUAACUGUACAACUUAGAACGAUUAAUAAUAAAUGAGAAGCAACACGAAA
This is a messenger RNA of Canis lupus familiaris (dog), 6314 nucleotides long. It is a transcript of the gene ANKS1A, whose product is annotated as ankyrin repeat and sterile alpha motif domain containing 1A. Gene Ontology annotation, cellular component: cytosol. Gene Ontology annotation, molecular function: protein binding. The record is from RefSeq and is a predicted model, not a curated record. NCBI's taxonomy places the organism in Eukaryota, Metazoa, Chordata, Mammalia, Carnivora, Canidae. Bases 706 to 3690 code for a protein of 994 amino acids. The transcript has 25 exons.